GACUGCCGGUCGCCUGGAGCGCCAGCUGGGCCGCGGCGAUGUUGCCGCUGACGGUGAACUUCAAGGUGUCGUCCCGCACCCUCACCGGGGCCCUCAACGCCCACAACAAGGCGGCGGUGGACUGGGGCUGGCAAGGUUUAAUUGCUUAUGGAUGUCACUCGCUCGUGGUGGUGAUCGAUUCCAGUACUGCCCAGACUCUUCAAGUUUUAGAAAAGCAUAAAGCUGAUGUUGUGAAGGUUAAGUGGGCCAGAGAAAAUUACCACCAUCACAUUGGCUCACCGUAUUCCUUGCGCCUAGCUUCUGCCGAUGUCAGUGGGAAAAUCAUCGUUUGGGAUGUGGCAGCAGGCGUAGCUCAAUGUGAGAUCCAGGAGCAUGCCAAGCCUAUUCAGGACGUUCAGUGGUUAUGGAGCCAGGAUGCCUCCCGAGAUUUACUGCUUGCUAUCCACCCGCCAAACUACAUCGUGCUCUGGAAUGCAGACACGGGUACCAAGCUCUGGAAGAAGAGCUACGCAGACAACAUACUUUCCUUUUCUUUCGACCCUUUUGACUCCUCGCACUUAACUUUGCUCACUAGCGAGGGUAUUGUGUUCAUCUCCGACUUCUCCCCAUCCAAGCCUCCCUCGGGCCCCGGGAAAAAGGUCUACAUAUCCAGCCCACACUCCAGCCCAGCUCAUAACAAGCUGGCCGCAGCCACGGGAGCCAAGAAGGCUCUCAAUAAAGUCAGAAUCUUAAUCACGCAAGAGAAACCCAGUGCUGAGUUCAUAACUCUCAACGAUUGUCUUCAGCUGGCCUAUCUGCCUUCCAAACGGAACCACAUGUUGCUACUGUAUCCUCGAGAGAUUUUAAUCCUUGACCUUGAGGUGAAUCAAACCGUGGGUGUGGUUGCCAUAGAGCGAACAGGAGUCCCAUUUCUGCAGGUGAUACCCUGCUUUCAGCGUGAUGGCUUAUUUUGCCUACAUGAGAAUGGCUGUAUAACUCUACGUGUUCGAAGAUCUUAUAAUAAUAUUUUCACCACUUCAAAUGAGGAGCCAGAUCCCGAUCCUGUCCAGGAGCUCACCUAUGACUUACGCAGCCAGUGUGACGCAAUCCGGGUGACGAAAACCGUCCGCCCCUUCAGCAUGGUGUGCUGCCCGGUUAACGAGAACGCGGCGGCCCUCGUCGUGAGCGAUGGCAGGGUCAUGAUAUGGGAGCUGAAGUCAACCCUUUGUAACCGAAGUUCACGGAGCAGCAGCUCUGGCGUGUCCCCUUUGUACUCCCCGGUGUCUUUCUGUGGGGUUCCAGUAGGAGUGCUGCAGAGUAAGCUCCCCGACCUCUCCCUGGACAACAUGAUCGGGCAGAGCGCCAUUGCUGGGGGAGAACGUCCCACAGGCUCCGCUCUGCAGGAAGUGCACCUCAGGUUCCUGCUCACAGGGCUGGUCUCUGGGCUGCCCUCCCCACAGUUCACAGUCCGCAUGUGUCCACCACUGACCACAAAAAACAUCAAGGUGUAUCAGCCACUGCUUGCGGUUGGCACGGGGAACGGCUCUGUCCUGGUCUACCACCUCACCAGCGGGCUGCUGCACAAGGAGUUAAGCGUCCAUUCCUGUGAAGUCAAGGGUAUCGAGUGGACGAGUUUGACUGGCUUUCUGUCUUUUGCUACCUCAACACCAAACAACAUGGGAUUAGUGAGAAAUGAGCUUCAGCUGGUUGAUCUUCCAACAGGCAGGAGCAUUGCUUUUCGAGGAGAACGGGGCAGUGAUGAAUCGCCCAUCGAAGUGAUCAAAGUAUCUCACUUGAAGCAGUAUUUGGCAGUUGUAUUCAAAGACAAACCCCUGGAGUUAUGGGACAUUAGGACUUGCACUAUUCUUAGAGAAAUGUCCAAAAACUUCCCUGUAAUAACCGCUUUGGAGUGGUCGCCAUCUCACAACCUGAAGAGCCUGAGGAAGAAGCAGCUGGCCACCCGGGAGGCCAUGGCCCGGCAGACCGUGGUCUCGGACACUGAGCUGAGCAUCGCCGAGUCGUCUGUGAUUGGCCUGCUGCAGGAGGCAGAGAGUAAGUCUGAGCUCAGCCAGAACAUCUCCGCGAGGGAGCAUUUCGUGUUCACCGAUAACGAUGGUCAGGUUUACCACUUCAUUGUCGAGGGCAACUCUGUGAAAGACAGUGCGUGGAUCCCGCCCGACGGAAGCAUGGGCAGCAUCACCUGCAUUGCCUGGAAAGGCGACAUGCUCGUCCUCGGAGAUGUGGAUGGAAAUUUAAAUUUUUGGGAUUUGAAAGGCAGAAUAUCCAGAGGGAUACCCACACACCGAAGCUGGGUGAGGAAGAUUCGCUUUGCCCCUGGCAAAGGAAACCAGAAGUUAAUAGCGAUGUACAAUGAUGGAGCUGAAGUGUGGGACACUAAGGAGAUGGUGAGCAGCUUACGGAGCGGGAGGAACGUGACCUUCCGGAUACUGGACGUGGACUGGUGCAUGUCAGAUAAAGUGAUCCUGGCGUGUGAUGACGGGUGCAUCCGUGUUCUUGAGGUGUCCAUGAAGUCUGCGUGCUUCAGGAUGGAUGAGCAGGAGCUGACUGAGCCCGUGUGGUGCCCCCACCUCCUUGUUCCGAGAGCCUCCCUCGCCCUGAAGGCUUUCCUGCUGCACCAGCCAUGGAAUGGACAGUACUCUCUGGAUAUUUCUCAGGUCGAUUAUCCAGAGAAUGAAGAGAUAAAGAGCCUCCUCCAGGAACAGCUGAGCUCGUUGUCUAACGACAUAAAGAGGCUCUUGCUUGAUCCCGAGUUCUCUCUCCUGCAGAGAUGUCUGCUCGUUUCCAGGCUCUAUGGGGACGAGUCAGAGCUGCACUUCUGGACAGUGGCCGCCCACUACCUGCACAGCUUGUCCCGAGGGAAGGAGAGCACAGGGACCACACAGGGAGCGGCCCCUCAGGACAGAGCGAGCAACCCACUGGACAUAUGCUAUGAUAUACUCUGUGAAAACGCCUACUUUCAGAAAUUUCAGCUGGAAAGGGUUAAUCUGCAGGAAGUUAAACGGUCGACUUACGAUCAUGCGCGGAAAUGCACGGACCAGCUACUUCUCCUGGGCCAAACAGACAGAGCUGUGCAGCUGCUCCUGGAAACGAGUGCGGAGAACCAGCAUUACUACUGUGACUCCCUAAAAGCCUGCUUGGUCACCACCGUCACCUCCUCGGGCCCCUCCCAGAGCACCAUCAAGCUCGUGGCCACUAAUAUGAUCGCUAAUGGCAAGUUGGCAGAGGGUGUGCAGCUGCUCUGCCUGAUCGACAAGGCCGCGGACGCCUGCCGCUACCUGCAAACCUACGGCGAGUGGAAUCGGGCUGCAUGGCUCGCAAAGGUCCGUCUGAAUUCUGAGGAGUGCGCCGAUGUGCUGAAGCGGUGGGUGGACCACCUGUGCUCUCCCCAAGUCAACCAGAAGGCGAAAGCCCUCCUGGUCCUCCUCUCCCUGGGCUGCUUUUCCAGCGUGGCCGAGACGCUCCACAGCAUGAGAUACUUCGACCGGGCGGCCCUGUUUGUGGAGGCUUGUCUCAUGUACGGGGCGAUGGAGGUCGGUGAGGACACAGAGAGACUCAUUUCCGCCAUAUAUGCAGACUAUGCCCGGAGCUUGAGGAGCCUUGGUUUUAAACAGGGAGCCAUUCUGUUUGCUUCGAAAGCUGGAGCUGCCGGCAGAGAUUUACUGAAUGAGCUGGAAACCCCCAAACAGGAACCCGCCAAAGAGUGACAGGUUACCACGUGCCAGGAACUCUGACCCUGCAAGCCAGGUGAGGCAGGUGUCAGUCGUGCCGUGGUCAUCGUCACGGUCACAGCCCAGACUGGUGGGAACGCUGUCCCUCCAGCUUCUGAGGCUCCUGUGCAGCUGCGUCAAGUAUUUACAUCGUUUAUACCUUUAGGGCCCCAUCUCUCCUGUUUUCAUCUCAGAGAAAGAGGUGAACGCUUCAGGUUUGAAAGUGUGUAACGGUUUAUACUUUUGGGGAGAGAGCUUUAAUAGUCCAUGGAAAUACUUUUAAUUUUUUUAAACCUAAAAUUCAAGCGACUGAAUUACUUUUCUCAUUGAUUAAAUUUAAAGAUGUUUGAAAAAUCUGUAUUGUUUGUGAAACCUAUUCUCAGAUACGUGCUGUGCCUGUGUUUAUACAGUCACUUAAGAUACAAAUAGAGCAGAAAUACUCAAGACAGUAGAGAUGACUCCGAAGCAUUCCUGUUUCCUUGUUUUCUGACCUAGAAAACACACGACUGUCCAUUCCCUGGUUUAAGCAGUGGCUAGAUUUUGUACUUUCGGGCUCAUAGGCUCAUGGCGGAAUUUUAAGCGUGUUUUGUUCCAGAAUUUGCGGGGGUGGGGAUGUGUCUUGGAUAGUCUAAACUUUACCUCCUCUGUGGAGCAUCACGUAGCUGCCUGUUUGGAAUCUAUGCUUUAACUGUCUGUUAAUGUGAGGCGUGGCUAUUGAAAAUUGUUGCUGAGAACGCAGGUGUGUGUAACUCGGAAGCAACCAAUAAAAUGGAAACUCCA
This is a messenger RNA of Miniopterus natalensis, 4487 nucleotides long. RefSeq names its product WD repeat domain 11 (gene WDR11). The record is from RefSeq and is a predicted model, not a curated record. Gene Ontology annotation, molecular function: protein binding. Lineage: Eukaryota; Metazoa; Chordata; Mammalia; Chiroptera; Miniopteridae. Gene Ontology annotation, cellular component: cytoplasm.